ACACCAGCUAUGAUUGGAUGUUCUUUUGUGGUGAACCGGAAGUUCUUUGGGGAAAUCGGUCUUCUCGAUCCAGGGAUGGAUGUUUAUGGUGGAGAAAACAUAGAGCUUGGAAUCAAGGUAUGGCUCUGUGGCGGCAGCAUGGAGGUCCUCCCGUGCUCUCGAGUGGCCCACAUUGAGCGCAAGAAAAAACCGUACAACAAUAACAUUGGCUUCUACACCAAGAGGAAUGCACUGCGGGUGGCUGAGGUGUGGAUGGAUGAUUACAAGUCCCAUGUGUACAUUGCAUGGAAUCUGCCAUUGGAGAACCCAGGAAUUGAUAUUGGGGACGUUUCGGAGAGAAAAGCACUAAGAAAAAGUUUGAAAUGUAAGAGUUUCCAAUGGUACCUGGACCACGUCUAUCCAGAAAUGAGAAGAUACAAUAACACCAUUGCCUAUGGAGAGCUGCGGAACAACAAGGUAAAAGAUGUCUGCCUCGAUCAAGGGCCACAGGAAAAUCACACAGCGAUCCUUUACCCAUGCCAUGGCUGGGGGCCACAGCUUGCUCGCUACACCAAAGAAGGAUUUCUUCAUUUAGGAGCUCUUGGAACCACAGUAUUGCUCCCAGAUACCCGCUGCCUGGUGGAUAACAUGAAGAGUAAACUCCCUCAACUGCUUGAUUGUGAGAAAGUCAAGAGCAGUCUCCAUAAGCGUUGGAAUUUUAUACAGCAUGGUGCAAUCCUAAACAAAGGGACAGGGCGCUGCUUGGAAGUUGAAAAUAAAGGCAUGUCAGGUAUGGAUCUUAUCCUCCGCAGCUGCACAGGACAAAGGUGGACAAUUAAACAUUUUAUCAAGUAGGAAGCCUCUUAUCCAUUGCUCAAGA
Messenger RNA from Python bivittatus (Burmese python), 859 nucleotides. The record is from RefSeq and is a predicted model, not a curated record. NCBI's taxonomy places the organism in Eukaryota, Metazoa, Chordata, Lepidosauria, Squamata, Pythonidae.